This is a messenger RNA of Cyprinodon variegatus (sheepshead minnow), 1832 nucleotides long. RefSeq names its product muellerian-inhibiting factor-like (gene amh). Gene Ontology annotation, biological process: gonad development. The coding region runs from base 11 to 1477 and encodes 488 amino acids. The transcript has 7 exons. The record is from RefSeq and is a predicted model, not a curated record. Gene Ontology annotation, molecular function: growth factor activity. NCBI's taxonomy places the organism in Eukaryota, Metazoa, Chordata, Actinopteri, Cyprinodontiformes, Cyprinodontidae.
ACAGUUAAACAUGUUGGUGUUGGUUUUGCUCUGGAGCAGCGUUGGUCCUACAGUAACAGAGCUGCAGAAGUCUCCCUGCUUUGUGGAUGACUUGGUUGCAGCGCUGCAUGACGCCACAGGGAAAGAUGGGGAACUUGUAAACAGCAGCUCGACUUUGUUUGGGAUGUGCAAGGAUUCUGAUAACUCAUCCCUAUCAGUCCUGUUAGAACUCAGUGAAGGAAUACGAAGGAACAGCAGAAGAGGUGUGGAGGUUUUGGAUCCGGCUGCAGUGCUUAUAUCAGUGGAAGAUGAUGAAACCAUCAUGGCAACCUUUGACCUCCCUCAGUCCCCGUUUUUCAAGUUGAAACCAGUGCUGGUGUUGGCGUUUGAAAGCCCCCUCCCAGAUGGAGAGAUGGACGUCACUUUCUACAGUACUUCUCUCAGGCCAAACACACAGUCUGCUUGCAUUUCAGGGGGAACGAUGUACAUACUGCUAAAAGGAAAACCAUCUGAAGGAAACGUUGAACAGAAAUGGCAGGUUUCUCUCCAGGCAAAAUCCCCAAAUAUGAAACAAAACCUAAAAGAUGUUCUUAUUGGUGGAAAUACAGGAAGCAGCAUUCGCAUGAUUCCACUUCUGCUUUUUUCCGUAGAAACAGGAAGUGAUCGGAGGUCAAGUGAAUCAGUGGCCUCCUUCCAGACAUCAUCUGCCUCCUUCCUCUGUGAACUGAGGCGCUUCCUAGAUGCUGUCCUGCCUCAGCAACGCACCGAGCCCCCUCUAUUGCCGCUCGGCUCCCUGCAGUCCCUUCCUCCUCUGGCUCUCGGCUUAUCCACCAGCGAGGCCCUGUUGGCGGAAAUCAUUAACUCCUCUGCCCCCACUAUCUUUUCCUUCGCCAGCUGGAGCUCCUGCUUCCCGGUGCGUCCUGGACAGCUGGCCCUCUCCCCUGCUCUGCUGGAGGAGCUUGGGCAGAGGCUGGAGAAGAAUGAGCAGCAGAUAAAGGAGUUGAUACGGCAGGAAGCCAUACCACCCAGAUCAUCAGAGAAGCUGGAGAGACUCAGAGAGCUCAGUGCUUUUCAGAGGCAGGAACCUGCAGCAGAAGGAGAGAGCCAAUACUGCGCCUUCCUCCUCCUAAAGGCCCUGCAGACGGUGACCCAUGCAUACAACAUACAGGGAAAGCUGAGGGCCACCAGAGCAGGCCCUUCCACCAGGGGACCCAUCUGCGGGCUGGGUAGUCUCACAGUGUCCCUCGAACAGCUCCUCUUGGGCCCCCAGAGCGCCAACCUCAACAACUGCCGCGGCUCAUGUGCUUUCCCGUUAUCCAACGGCAACAACCACGCAGUCCUCCUGAACUAUCACAUCGAGAGGGGCAAUGUGAACGAGCGGGGGCCCUGCUGCGUGCCGUUGACCUACGACCCCCUGGAGGUGAUUGACUGGAACGACGAGGGCAGCUUUCUCUCCAUCAAGCCGGAUAUGAUAGCCAAAGAGUGCGGCUGUCGCUAAAAGUUUGUGGCUUUCUGCAUGCAGGGUUUAUACAGUUAUGGUAAAUUCACAUUAUUUAAACAGAUAUGUAUGAUUCUUUCACAUAGAUGUUACAAUGUGCAUGUUUUAUUAUUCUUUCUGUCCUCAUAUGUAUAACAAUUCAAACAUUAAAAUAACCAUGAUCAAAGACAGUCUGUACUUGGUUGUACUUUUUAUUCAGGAAUCCUGUGAAUCCAUCAAAGAAAACAUUUUUUAUGCUUCACUCUUUAGCUUUCGGUUUUAGAAUUACUUUUCUGCCUAUUGGCUUUUUUCUUCUCCGUAUUGCUCCAAGCUCUUCGGAUCCCCACCAACUGGUCACACUGUCCCAUAUGGAAAA